AAUACCACUACUUUUAACGUUAUUUUACUUACUCCGUGAAUCGGAGGGGGGGGGGGUAACAAGCCCUUCUUUUAGACCCAAGACUCGCUUCGGUGGGUCAAUCCGAGCGGAGGACAUUGUCAGGUGGGGAGUUUGGCUGGAGCGGCACAUCUGUUAAAGAUAAUGCAGGUGUCCUAAGAUGCACUCAUUGAGAACAUAAAUCUCAUGUGGAACAAAAGGGUAAAAGCUCUUUCGAUUCAGAUUUUCAGUAUGAAUACGUACCGUAAAAGCGUGGCCUAUCGAUCCUUUAGACCUUCGGAAUUUGAAGCUAGAGGUGUUAGACAAGCUACCACCAGGAUCUCUCAAUGCUUGGAAUGACAUUGCAAACGCUUUCGUCAACAAGUUUCUCUAUGAUGCUGCAGCAAGUCUAGAGAUUGAGAUGAGAUUUAUGAUAGAAUAUAUGGUGGAAGAUGAUGAACAACAUGUGUCUGGAGAGCUGAGCAGAAUAGAAGAAGUCGAUAUUAGUGACAUGAGCUCAGAAUCGAUCGACAUCCCAACCGUAACAUCGAUCGAUACUAGCUUUUCAACAUCGAUCGACCCAGCCUUCAAACGUCGAUCGACACAAACUCCUGUUGUCGAUCGAUACCACUUGAAAUCCCUGAAAAAUCGAGUUGUCCUCAGGACAUUGCAGACUCGACACUGAAGAGCAUCGAUGUAUCAAGUCGCUAUCCUGACCAAAAAGUAGAAAAAGAAAUCACCAUGGAAGAUUUCUUGGAACUAGAAGAAUUCUUGGAGUUAGAGGAUGGGCUACAGCUUGGAGAUUUGGAUUCGAGUGAAGAAGUAACUAUGGAAGACUUCUUGGAGCUGGAGGAAUGGCUUGAGGAUUUAGACCAGAACCCGAAGCAAAAGUUUGAUGAUCAGUACACUUCGGGAAAAGGUCUGGAAAAUUCCUUAAAGGCUGACGACAUCGACCGACAUAAAUCUGAUGAGAUCGAUCGACACCCACCCUACGAUAUCGAUCUACAAUCUCCGUCUAACAUCGAUCAACAUAUACCCGACUGUAUCACUCGAUACCCACCCGAUUGCAUCGAUCGACACCCAUGUUUGGAUGAACUAUCAGGAUACAUGAUUGAACCAGAACUGGUUGGAAGAAAAGAACACACGUCUGGAGCCUCACACCUUGCUGUCUCCGAACAUCUAAGACCACCUAUAUGCGCAGAAGAAGCUGUUGGGAUUUGCAAAAGAGUGAAGAGGAUACAUGAUCCUGUGAAGAUUAUGGUUCCAUGUGCAGUGUUUGAAGUUGAAUCUCCUAUCCCACCAGGUAAAGGUGUGUCUCUAAGUUCUUACUUUGAGGUAUUGAAUGAUCAACAUCAUGUAGAAGUUUCUCAUAGAGGGCUGCGAUUUAGAGACGAAGUAGAUGCAGGCCCAGCAGAAGCACCAUCGGACGACAUCAGCAAAUCGGAAUUGAUCGACACUAACACUUCACCAUCGAUCGAUACCGAUCAGAUAUCAUCGAUCGACACCAGACGCGAAUCAGAGCAUAAUGAGUAUGAAUUGUGUGGAAAUAUUUUUUAUGGAGAUACCACCACGCAUUCAGACAAGUCUGGGGGAAGGAAGUGGAGGAACUGGAAGAAGAAAAAGAGAAUCAAUAAAGGUUCUCAGAUAUCAUUGAUUCCUCACUUCUCAGAUGUUGCCAGGAAGUCCAGCGUGAGAUUACACAAGUCUAUGGGAAAGAAGGGGAGAAAUUGGAAGAAGCGGAAACGAACCAAAGGAGGUUCCCAAUUACCAUUGACUCCUUACUUCUUAGAUAAUGUCCGAAAACCUCAGACAAUAUACUUAUAAAAAGAUAUGAACCUGCCUACCGAAUCCUAAGUCAUACAACCAACCACCCCUUGACUUAGAACUAGAUAGACAGUCCAGAAUAGAUAAACAGAACACACUAACAGUCCGGAUCGUCCCGAAGACCAAUCUGUCCAUCCGGAUAGAAUCUAGGUGCGACCGGCCUAGAUGAAGUCUGGCUCAAUGGCCCAACAGACUUCCUUACCUGAUCCAGCCUUGGGCCUGGAUCCAACGGCCGAGUAAGCCUCACGCCCAAUCCCGUUAGGACAAUGGCCGAUCGGACCUCGGCCAAGGUUACACCCUUUCGGCCGCAUGCGUCCCUUCGCCAAUACCGCAUGGGUUUGGGUCGGGCAGUGGACUAAAGCCAUACCCAACUCUUCUAGACUUAGCCCACGGCCUUGUCCCAAGCCCCAAUGGUCCAUGACCUCAUGGCCUGACCCCCCAUGGCCUGCCACCGGCCCGGACCCGGACCAUCGGACCGAAACCCGAACAGUCCAUCCAGCUGAGAUGAGCUGACCCCCAGCUGCCUCAGAUGAGUGAGCUAGUAGUCCAGCUAGUGGAGCUGACCAUGUAGUGUCCGAGCUGGAGUGAGCUUAUCCUAACUCCGUUGAGCUAGUUGAGCUACCCGUUCCGUCCGUCCAGCUACCGUCCUGCUCGAUCUAGCUGAUUCUCGACUUGUGUAAGGUUAAGUCUAAGUUUCCUUACGUCCAUAACCUUCUUAUCCGGCCAUGGAACGCUUGCCAUGAUGUCUUAAGACUGGCAAGUACGUUUCCUCGAACCAUGCCCGUCCCAAUGAUCCUAUUCAGGAUCCGGGAUGUUACACGUCCUGUGUGUGCUGACGGACACCCAUA
Messenger RNA from Brassica rapa (field mustard), 2669 nucleotides. RefSeq lists its product as uncharacterized. Lineage: Eukaryota; Viridiplantae; Streptophyta; Magnoliopsida; Brassicales; Brassicaceae. The record is from RefSeq and is a predicted model, not a curated record.